AUGUCCGCUACUAAUCCAGAGAGUGAGCGCGAACUACAUUCCAGUAAUGAACCGGAUUUGAAACCUUACAGUUCUUCAAAAUCUUCGGAGAGCUCCCACACCGAGGAGGAAGUCGAAGGCUUCACGACUGGAGCUACCCGUACGCAAACAAAUGCCAGUGACUCGUCGGCCUUGAGUCGCACCAUUUCUCGAGUAUACACGCAAAGUACAAAUUUCGAAACACCGCUACCAUCAAUGGGCGGAGGUAGAAGCACGUACCCUGCAAAAAUACCCAACGAGGAGGAAUAUGAGGUCCAAUUCGAUAGUGAUGAUGACCCACUUAAUCCACUGAAUUGGUCAUUUCGACGGAAGCUCGUUGUCGGUGCUGCAUGCGUCUGGCCUACAACUGUUUUAUCGUGGGGAUCUUCGAUCUACGGUAAUGCGACGACCGAAAUUAAGCAUAUCUAUCAUGUUGGCACCCCAGUCGCUAUUCUGGGCGUUUCCCUGUAUGUAAUUGGGUUUGCUACCGGCCCAAUUAUUUUCGGCCCCAUGUCCGAGAUCUACGGCCGGAAAAUACCUAUGCUGAUCUCUAGCAUUCUGUUUACUGCAUUCACUUUUUGGUGUGCUACGGCUGACCAUUUUUACCACAUUAUGUUGUAUCGCUUUUUUGCAGCAGCUUUGGGUGCAGCGCCCCUCGUGGUAGCGGCUGCAGCCCUGGCUGAUAUGCUUCGAACAGAUGUUCGAGGUAUUGGUAUAACACUAUUUUCAUUGUGUGUCAUUGCUGGUCCCAUGAUUGCACCUGUCGUGGGUGGAUAUAUUGCGAACUCAUAUCUCGGUUAUCGGUGGGUGUUUUACAUCACAGGUAUCAUGGGUGCUUCGGGAAUCCUAUGUGUCAUUUUCUUUCUUGAAGAAACUUACCACCCGUUAAUUCUUUGUAAUAAGGCUCGAGAACUUCGGGAGCGCACAGGAAACAAUUUCAUUUAUGCUGCCCACGAGCGGGUCAGACCCGAUUUCAACACAAUCGCCAAGAAGGUCCUGGUUCUCCCCGUCAAAAUGCUUUUCGUAGAACCCACCCUCAUGUCUCUGUCACUUUAUCAUGGAUUCAUCUAUGGUAUUCUGUAUCUUUGUCUGGAAGCAAUUCCUCUCAUUUUUACAGAAAAAUAUCAUUGGCAUGGAGGUAACAUUAUGCUGCCUUACUUAGGUAUGUUUAUUGGUGCAGUCUUGGGAAAUAUGACCAGUAUUUUUGUCUUUGAGCCUCUCUUCAAAAAGACCCUUGCAAAGUCAGGGAAAGCUGUUUUACCGGAGGCUAGGCUGCCCCUCAUGAUUCUUGGAUCCAUUAUUUUCCCAAUUGGUAUUUUCAUGCUUUGCUGGACAGGUAACUAUCAUGUUCAUUGGAUCGCUCCAGUUAUUGGAUGUGCUUUAAUCGGCUUUGGAAUGAAUAGCCUUUUCUUACCCAUUUUCAACUACAUCAUUGAUACCUAUCUAUUUCUCGCCGCGUCUGCCCUUGCCGGCAAUACCUUUUUGCGUUCAUCUAUGGGCGCUUCCUUCCCUAUCUUUGCCACGGCUAUGUUCCAAAACUUGGGCAUUGAAUGGGCAGGCACCUUGUUGGGCUGUUUAGCAGUUCUGCUUCUUCCUAUACCUUUCUUGUUCUACAAGUUCGGCGCGAAAAUUAGAAGAGCCUCCAAGUAUGCGGUCGACCUCGACAACAAAGAGUGA
Messenger RNA from Wickerhamiella sorbophila, 1695 nucleotides. Its product is annotated as putative transporter C36.03c. Gene Ontology annotation, biological process: transmembrane transport. The transcript has a single exon. Bases 1 to 1695 code for a protein of 564 amino acids. Gene Ontology annotation, molecular function: transmembrane transporter activity. Lineage: Eukaryota; Fungi; Ascomycota; Dipodascomycetes; Dipodascales; Trichomonascaceae. The record is from RefSeq and is a predicted model, not a curated record.